CUCUACUGAGUGGAGAGACGGAGAAGUAGAUGUCCACGCCCACAGACCCUGGUGCGAUGCCCCACCCAGGGCCUGGACGUUCCCCUGGACCAAUUCUUGGACCUAGUCCAGGACCAGGACCAUCCCCAGGUUCUGUCCACAGCAUGAUGGGGCCAAGUCCUGGACCUCCAAGUGUCUCACAUCCUAUGCCAACAAUGGGGUCCACAGACUUCCCACAAGAAGGCAUUCAUCAAAUGCAUAAGCCCAUUGAUGGUAUGCAUGACAAGGGGAUUGUGGAAGAUAUCCACUGUGGAUCCAUGAAGGGUACCAGUAUGCGACCACUUCACCCAGGCAUGGGCCCUCCCCAGAGUCCAAUGGAUCAACACAGCCAAGGUUAUAUGUCACCGCACCCAUCCUCACUGGGAACCCCAGAGCACGUCUCCAGCCCUAUGUCUGGAGGAGGCCCAACUCCACCCCAGAUGCCACCCAGCCAGCCAGGGCCCCUCAUCCCGGGUGAUCCACAGGUGAUGAGCCAGCCCAACAGAGGUCCUUCGCCUUUCAGUCCCGUCCGGCUGCAUCAGCUUCGAGCUCAGAUUUUAGCUUACAAAAUGCUGGCCCGGGGCCAGCCCCUUCCAGAAACACUGCAGCUUGCAGUCCAGGGGAAAAGGAUGUUGCCAGGUAUGCAGCAGCAGCAGCAGCAGCAACAGCAGCAACAGCAGCAAUAG
Messenger RNA from Carlito syrichta (Philippine tarsier), 704 nucleotides. Its product is annotated as probable global transcription activator SNF2L2. The transcript has 3 exons. Bases 30 to 704 code for a protein of 224 amino acids. Gene Ontology annotation, molecular function: ATP binding. Lineage: Eukaryota; Metazoa; Chordata; Mammalia; Primates; Tarsiidae. The record is from RefSeq and is a predicted model, not a curated record. Gene Ontology annotation, biological process: regulation of DNA-templated transcription. Gene Ontology annotation, cellular component: nucleus.